GCUCUGGUCGUGGGGUCUCUACGGGUCUCCGAGUCUCCGAUUCCAAUCGCGUGUGAGAAUUUAUACGUGCAUACUUUUGUUGUGGGUGGUCGACCGGGGGUGACCUUGACCACAGGGGAUGAGAACUGGCCUCCGAAGAGGAUUUGAUCGCUGCAACUGGAUUCGAUUCUUGUUCGGACUCGGACUCCCGUGAGUGACGUCAGUUGGGCUAUCAGUCUGAUAAGGCCACCGAUAAGACUGCGCCAAAUGACGUCAGAGCGAAGACAGAACAAGAAAGAGCUUUGAUUAAAAGCUACCAAAAGAUAGAUAGAUAGAUAGAUAACCACAGCUGUGUACGAGUAGAUAGCCUGCAAGCCAAUAAGUAGCCCUGAGCCUCCGUGGCGCGCCAGUUGGCUGGCGACAUGUCCGUCGUGUGGAUGGGCGUCUUCAAGGUGGCCAUGAUAGUGGGCGUCACCAGUUUGGUGGUCAGCCGCUCUUGCCUGACCUGUACAAGAACGCUUACAGUCGAAGAGGUGUACAAAGACCGCGACCAGUUCGCGGCCUUGGUGCGCGAGGUGGCCGCACCUGACGUGGGUCGCAUGGGCAUCGAGAUACUGUCCUUCACCAUCAAGGAUGUCUACGACGAUGUGCAGUACCUGGCCUCCCUGGGCAAGGCGCAGACCGCUGUGGUGAAGCGCGACGCCGAUGCCGGAGUGGCGGAGGCCAAUCGAGACGCCGGCAUCCGGGAGGCCGAGUGCGAGAAGAGCGCCAUGGAUGUGAAGUACUCGACGGACACCAAGAUCGAGGACAACACGCGCAUGUACAAGCUGCAGAAGGCCAACUUCGAUCAGGAGAUCAACACGGCCAAGGCCGAGUCGCAGCUGGCGUAUGAGCUGCAGGCGGCCAAGAUCCGCCAGCGGAUCCGUAACGAGGAGAUCCAAAUCGAGGUUGUCGAGCGCCGCAAGCAGAUCGAGAUCGAGUCGCAGGAGGUCCAGCGCAAGGACAAAGAGCUCACUGGCACCGUCAAGCUGCCAGCCGAGGCGGAGGCCUUCCGACUACAAACCCUGGCCCAGGCCAAACAAUGCCAGACCAUUGAGGGCGCCCGUGCCGAGGCGGAGCGCAUCAGGAAGAUCGGUGCGGCCGAGGCCCAUGCCAUCGAGCUGGUCGGCAAGGCCGAGGCGGAGCGGAUGCGGAUGAAGGCUCAUGUCUACAAGCAGUACGGCGAUGCUGCCAUCAUGAACAUUGUCCUCGAAUCGCUGCCGAAGAUUGCUGCCGAGGUGGCUGCUCCCUUGGCCAAGACGGAGGAGAUUGUCCUGAUCGGAGGCAACGACAAUGUGACCAACGAUGUGACCCGCCUGGUGGCCCAGCUGCCCCCCUCGAUCAAUGCCCUCACCGGAGUGGAUCUGUCCAAGGUGCUGGCCAAGAUACCCGGGGCCAAGGCGUGAGACCUAAUGGAAUGGGACAUCCAGCACAUGGCAAUGACAACGUAACGCACCGCAAAGGAAUUGUAACUGACAAGGAACGGAGAAAGAUAGAGAAAGAUGGAGCUAAACAAAGAGAGAGAGAGAGAGGGAUACGGAGGGGAGCUGGCAUUUGUUAGAGCGAGACGCAGUGCGGAAGCAGCAUCAGAAAAACGAGAGGCGAUGCCGAUCGCAGCAAUCGAUCGAUAAACGCAAUCGAACAUAGCAAAAUGUACUCCGAUAUUAUAUAUAUUUACAGAUAUGUGUUUGUCAUAUACUGUGUGCAUGUGCGCGAGUCUGUGUAUGUGCGUGUGUGUGUGUGUGUGUGUGUGUGUGUGCCUGUUCGAUGUAGUAGUAUAUCCGUGUAACAAUCAAAAAGGACGAACGUUAAUCUCAGCUAAAGUUAUGCAUGUCGUACGCAGCAUUUUGUGGCCUUUUCUCCAGAUAACAGAAUCAAAUACAAAUAAAUAGAAGUAUGAGAUUUGUAUAACUUUAACCAGCAACAAAACAACUAAAAAAAACAUACAUUAAGAGAAUUGUGCAGAAUCUUAGCUACUUUAUAUAUACAUAUAUAUACACGCAUCUACUAUAUAUACUUAUACAUUAUACUUAUACUUAAACUAUGAAAUUGUGCUUCGAACCGAACCCACUGGGGUUCCCACUACAAACAGUGUUGUGUAGGGCCCUCCUUUCGAUCCGCUUACUGGCUACACUGCUCAAAAUAAGCAGAAACUCUUGCAUUUCCAAACUGUUCAAGCUACUGAAACUGCCUUCGAACGUGACGGUGAGAAUUUAUCCAAAGGAGAGCCACAGACAAAGAGAGACUGGAAGAGAUCUAUACGUUUCUGAUCCUUGUCGCUUCACAACACUGUUUAUUCUUCGGGACCGCCAUAGCUUGAGCUCUUCCAACACUCAGACACACACACACACACAAACACACUCACAAGCACACACCCAUGCACACAGUGCAACCGAUACGUAUUUGUAUUCAGUUUUUGUGCACAAAAAGAGAACCGAUUGUACCAUUUUAUGUCUCAUAUGUAUCGAAUCUUUUUGUUAUAACCCAGUGAGGUCCUAUUCAAGAUAUUCGUCUCGAUAUACGUAUUUUUUUGUGGUUUUUUUGUUCUAUUUAUAUUAUUAUUAAUAUUAUUAUUAUGUAUUCUCUUGUACAUGCACGAGUAUGUAUGUAAAUGGAUGCAUUUAACAAAUUUUGGACUUAAUUUUUGCACUUUUUAGCAAAACUAACAAAAUUAUAUACCAAAAAAAAGAGAGAGAGAAGGGGAAUCAGUUUUGUUACACUUAACUGGAAUUUAGUUAAAGCAAUUUUUGUGAGUUUUUCGAGACCCGAUCCGUUUUGUUUUUCUAGCGUAAUUAACCUUAAUUUGUUUAAGCAAUAUCCCGAACGAUCAGCUAUCAAAAUCAGCUUACAUUUGCAGACAUAUAUGUAUUUACUAUGUAUUCACACACACACACACACACACACACACACACAUUGAACACACACACACCCACUAACACAUAUAUAUACAUAUAUUUUUUUUUCUAUUGUAUAUUAAGUGCAAGUAAUUCACAUAAAUCGUAAUGCAGCGUACAAGAACAGCUAAAGUGCAAGAAGACAUCUAAACGAAAAGGAACUAAACUAAAAACUAAAACUAAAUAAAUCAAA
Messenger RNA from Drosophila miranda, 3105 nucleotides. It is a transcript of the gene Flo2, whose product is annotated as flotillin-2. Gene Ontology annotation, cellular component: plasma membrane. The record is from RefSeq and is a predicted model, not a curated record. The transcript is spliced from 5 exons. The coding region runs from base 402 to 1424 and encodes 340 amino acids. Lineage: Eukaryota; Metazoa; Arthropoda; Insecta; Diptera; Drosophilidae. Gene Ontology annotation, biological process: regulation of myoblast differentiation; protein localization to plasma membrane.